Molecule: messenger RNA, 1611 nt
Organism: Cladocopium goreaui
Lineage: Eukaryota; Dinophyceae; Suessiales; Symbiodiniaceae
Source: the annotation of a GenBank genome assembly
AUGGCCUCAAGUUGGAAUAUCUACCCUUUGGGAGACGACCAGUCCAUGAUGGGAUGCUGUGUCGACUUGGUCAUUGUCUUAGCGCAGCACAGCGCUGACCCCAACGUUCUGAACGAAUGCUCCGAGGUCCUGGAUCACCUGCAUCUGCAGGGCGACCAGGUGCGUCACGCUUUGGAGGCUGCGCUGGCGGGCGGCCUGGGGGCGGGUGAACGCCUGCUGUCCGCGGCGCGGGGGAACAACUUCCAGGUCGUAAAAGCGGAGUUGGAUGUUGGAGCACAAGUGAACAGCCAGACCACAGAGCAGCUCUUCACUUCGUUGAUCUUCGCUGCAGCUCACUGCAAUUACCAGGGUGCUACAAUGCUCAUCGGACGCAAAGCCAAUGUGCACUUGACCGAUCUGACAGGAUGGUCCGCCCUGCACUAUGCCGUGCAGUCCGGAAGUUUGGAGAUGGUUUCCAUGCUCUCAGCUGCCAAAGCGAACUUGGCGCAGCCAACCUUUGAUGGUACAACCACCAUGCACCUGGCUGCCAAGACAGGUCUGGGUGCCAUGGUUCAGCUUCUCUAUGCCGGCAAGGUUGAGCUGAACACCAUCAACGCCAAGGGCGUUGCGCCAACGCAGGAAGCGGCCAGGUGGGGCUGUGCCGAAUCUCUUCAGGUGCUGUUGGCGUAUCGCGCCAAUCCGCGAGUGAAAGAUCACAAGGGCCGUUCUCUCCUGGCCAUCUCUGUGGCCGCGGGGCGCAACGAUGUGGUCAGCGCGCUGCUGCGGCCGCUGCCGGAUCCUGUGCAGCUGGUGCCACCGGAGAAUGAGAAGACCUAUGUCACCGCCAAGGGGAACGCCACGCAUGAGAACAAGGACCUGAUGGCGAAGGCCAUCCUGCUUCGUCGGAGAUAUCUCCAAGCCAUGCAGGAGCGCGCCGCGUGGGAGAAGCGGAAACGGGACGAGGCCCUGAAGGCGGAGCGCGAGGCCGCGGAGAAGGCGGCGCUGCAGGCGGAGCUGGAGCGGGCCGUGAAGGAGGACGAGAAGAAGAAGAAGAGGAAGGGCGGCAAGGCCAAGACCGUCGCUGCACCACCUGAGAUCGUCCAGGCCGUACAGCAGGUCGAGGUGGACGAGAUGGUCCAGGUGGAGGAAGGAACAACCACCUGGCCGAUGAUCAAGGCACCCAGCAGCGCACCGAAGGAGGUGCCCAUUGCAGGUGGACCGGAGCGCUUCACCACGGCUGAUGCCAAGGGAAGGCUCCCGGUGCACAUCGGUGCCCUCUCCAAACGUCUGGACACCAUGACGCUCCUGCUGGAAUUGGAGGCGGAUGUGAACGCACCGGACUUGGAGGGGAACUCUGCACUGAUGUUGGCGGCCCGCAGCGACGACCGCUGGAUGGUGGAAGUGCUGUUGACGUUUGGUGCGGAUCCGGAAAUGAAGAACAUCAACAACGAGGAUUGUUUCAGCGGUUCCAGUCAAGUAAUGCAGGACUACAUCCACAAGUGGGUCCAACAGAAGCGUUUCCGCGGCCUGGUGGAGUUCCCGUUACCUCCCUCGCCGCUGCACGCGGUCUAUCGCGUGCGCGUGGAUUGUCUUCCGAUGCUCAUCUACACCGAGGAGCUGGAAACUGCCGUG